Molecule: messenger RNA, 915 nt
Organism: Fusarium oxysporum Fo47
Lineage: Eukaryota; Fungi; Ascomycota; Sordariomycetes; Hypocreales; Nectriaceae
Exons: 2
Coding region: 86-808 (240 amino acids)
Source: RefSeq, a predicted model, not a curated record
GAGCAAUACAGUCUUUUUCAACCGUCUUUCAUUUUUAUACACUCGUUUAAACCGUCAAUCUUUUAGAAUUAUCUGGCUCAUCAUCAUGUUGGGCUCCAAGAGUUUCCAGAACGGCUGGGCUAAGCUGUUGGUCUCGCUGUUCUUCCUCCUUGCUGCUUCUCAGCUCUGCAUCGCUGCACCCUACACCACUCAGCUCGCUGUUCGCGAUGAUCAGCAUCUCUACUCUAGAGUCAUCACCCCCGAGCUAGAUGCCUACAAACGCAAGCUCGACGCCAGCCAAGCUGCUGGAACAUACGUUGGCCAAGAUGAUACUAAGUUUGUAGAUUUCACUGCUGCUGGGGAUCAUGUUGUUGGAAGCUCAUCCUUUGCUGGCUGCUUCGGUGUCAUCCUUGCGACCAAGCAAGGUACCAUUGUUGGUCACUACAACCUUGAUCAGGCUGGCUUGGACAACGCCAAGAAGGAGAUCCCCGAUCUUUACAGCAAGCACAACGACAAGGUUGGGGGUGCUUCUGCUCAUCUUUACUCUGCCGUCUACUAUGAAAAUGGGGAGCUUGUUGACGGAAACCUGUACAACGAGUACAAGAAGUUCCUCACAGACCUUAUUGGAAGCGAGCCCGAGGAUCACCACUACACUGAGGCUGCUGAGACCGUUCCUGAGGAGGAUCUGUUCGAAGACAAGUGGGACCAUGAUGCGGUGAGCGGCGGUUUUGUCGUUGAGAACUCUGGUGGUGGCGGUGCUGAUACCAGUAUCUUCUUCAUUACCAUUGAGAGACAGCGCACCAGCGCUCAGCUACCUGACCGCCGUUAGGUUUGGUUGCCGCCUAGUAUGAAGAUUUUGUAACGCUCUUACGCCUUCAUUCUUGUACCCAUCCAUUACAUCAGAUAGAACCUAUGUCAGCUUCGUAUCUACCAAUC